AUGGAGGUGGCCAUGGAUGAAGUAGCCGAACGCGGCUGCUCCUUCUUGGUCGCGGGGCGUGUCGACGACUCUGGGCUUGUGCCACUGCGAACGGCAUCGGGUGGACGAUUGGCCACUGUGCCCGUGGGCUGGAUGGCGCGAGCCUUUUUGUGGGCCUUCAACGUGCGCUUGGAGUGCCCCAACCGUGACAAGAUCCAAGCCCACGAAGGCAUGAUCAUCUGUAAUCAUCUCUCCUAUGCAGAUGUGGCCGCUGUACUGGCCGUAACGCCUGUCCGCUUUUUGAGCACGGCUGGCGUACGCCGGAUUCCCAUCAUUGGAUGGCUCGCCAUCGCAAUUGAGACGAUUUUUGUUAAUCGCAAUAAGCAGGAAUCGAGGAAAAAGGCCCGCCACGAAAUUGCGCAAAAGCUGAAUAAACAGAUCUCACCACCCGUGCUGAUCUUCCCUGAGGGUGGGACUGGGCCAGGGACAUGGCUGCUGCCCUUCCGCCACGGUGCCUUUGCCAUCGCCAUGGAGAGCGGUGUCUCCAUUCUGCCAUGUGCGCUCGUCUACGAACCGCUCUCGGCUUUUCACUACUUCCAACGAAACGAUACGCUUCUCAAGGCGGUUUGGCGAUUGGCCAUGCAGCCUAGCGUCAAACGCAUCAUCUUAGAACCGCUGACGCCGCUCGAUUCCGUCGAUUAUGACGAUCCCGAACGCUUUGCCCACGAAGCCGAGCAGAUCCUGGCGGGGUCCCUUGGCCUAGAGAUCGGGAUUGACCGAGAGCGGUUUGUGUAA
This is a messenger RNA of Penaeus monodon (black tiger shrimp), 774 nucleotides long. RefSeq names its product 1-acyl-sn-glycerol-3-phosphate acyltransferase beta-like. Lineage: Eukaryota; Metazoa; Arthropoda; Malacostraca; Decapoda; Penaeidae. Gene Ontology annotation, molecular function: acyltransferase activity. The transcript has 2 exons. The coding region runs from base 1 to 774 and encodes 257 amino acids. The record is from RefSeq and is a predicted model, not a curated record.